UCUCAACGACAACCUUUUAUAAAAAAGUAGCUGCUACUUAUAUCCACUAAAGAAAGAGAAGCAUCACAAUUCAAAAGGCAAAAAGUGCUUCUUCAAUACGAAUCGCUUAUUCUUCGUCCACGUGGUACUGCACUCCGUCCUUCCCCUCACUCUUUUGCCUCCUUACUUUCAUUUUCCCACCAAUUUCACGUUCCCCUAAACCCAAACCAAACUACCCAAACAAACACCGCAUAAGUCCAAUUUCUAAACCCUUGUUUUCCAUUCUGCCAUUUCACUAUUGCUGAAAAGCAUCAUAAAUUGAAAGUGAUAAGUUAAAGUAACGCAUUUUCUUUGCUAUUAAGCAACAAGCAUUACAUGCAUUGCUGCUAAGUGCUAAGUUUUGUAAUGUAAAUGCAACUGCAUUUGCAUUUGCAUUUCACUUCAAUUUAAAUUACAAUUGCAAUUUCUCUCUCAUUUAGCGCACCUUUUGAUCUAUUUAAAGCUUGCUUCGCAACAUGAGAACCCCAAAACCGUUUCAUUUCAUUUCAUUCUCUCUCCGUAACCGUUUUUCUCUCUUCUUCUUUGCUUUGCUUCUGGAAUCUUCUCUGGUUCUCACUUCGCUUUCGCAGGAUUUGAUCAGUUGCAUUCACAAUUUUCAAUGGACAAAAGCUCAAUGGACUCUCCUGGCAGCAAAAGUGCCAAACGGCCAUGUAUAUCGCCAUCAUCUCCUGAUACUGCACCUAAAACUAGUAUAGGAAACCAGAUCUUCUGUAACCGGCCACUGUAUAUGAAGAGCAUUAAGGCUGUGGGAUUUGACAUGGAUUAUACCUUGGCGCAAUACAAGGUUGACACUUUUGAAUCCCUCGUUUAUCAACAGACAGUCCAAAAUCUGGUUUGUAAAUACAACUAUCCUAGUGAGCUACUUAGUUGGGUAUUUGAUUCAGAUUACAUGGUUAGAGGUUUGGUUAUUGACAAAAAGGAAGGCAACAUCUUGAAGAUGGAUUGCUACAAAUAUGUGAAAGUAGCUUAUCAUGGAUUUAAAGAAUUGUCAAAAGAAGAGAAACUUCUGAUCUAUGGAAAUACUUUAGUAUCUACUUCUUAUGAUCAGCCAGAGUAUGCUCUAAUUGACACACUCUUUUCACUUGCUGAAGCCUACUUGUUUGCGCAGCUGGUUGAGUUUAAGGACAAAUAUCCUGGGAAGUUUUUAAAACCCGUUGAUUAUGCAUGUCUCUACAAAGAUGUUCGAAAAGCAGUUGAUUUGUGCCAUCGAGAUGGAACGUUGAAGCAAAAGGUUGCAGAGGAUCCCAAAAGGUAUAUCAAUGAAGACAAGUCAAUAGUUCCCAUGCUUAAAGGGCUUAGAGAGUCUAAUCGAGCUACAUUUAUGGUGACAAACAGUUUAUGGGACUAUACAUGUGUUGUCAUGAAUUUCAUCUGUGGAUCCAGUGCGGUGAAUGACGGUACCAAAUUUGACUGGCUUCAAUACUUUGAUGUUGUCAUCACUGGCAGUGCAAAGCCGAAUUUUUUUAAGGAAGAUAAUCAUGCUAACCUGUUUGAGGUUGAGCCUGAGAGUGGAAUGCUCAUUAAUACAAAUGAUGGCUCUCCUCUGCUUCAGGUGGGUAAUAUCAUAGCAAGGGUUUCAACAAAAGAUAAGAGCAGUGCUCGUAAGGUUUUUCAGGGUGGCAAUGUCGUUCAUCUGUAUCCUCUACUUGAAAUAGAAGCAAGUUCACAGGUUCUAUAUGUUGGGGAUCACAUUUAUGGAGAUAUACUGAGCAGCAAAAAAACUCUUGGUUGGAGAACAAUGUUGGUAAUCCCAGAACUUGAUAGGGAGGUUCAACUCCUCCGGAAAUUGAAGAAAAAUUGUGAGAAUGUUAGAUCUCUGAGGAGCGGUUGUAUUGCUCUUGAGGAUCGGUUACAUUGUUUGAAUACCAACCAGAAAUCAAAUCAUGAUGAAAAUUUGAAGCAUGAAAGAGACAAGAUGCGAUUGAAUUAUCAAACAUCCCUAAGCGAACUACACAAACAGUUUCACCCGAAAUGGGGACAACUGAUGAAGGCUGGUUAUCAGAACUCUCGUUUUGCUCAUCAGGUUGAGAGAUAUGCCUGCCUUUAUACAAGCCAAGUAUCUAACUUGGGCUUGUCCUCUCAGAACCAAUACUACAGACCCAAUGAAGAUAGUAUGCAACAUGAAUAUGCCAUUAUGGACAAAGUCGAUGCUAAUUAGAUUUUAGUUUUGUUGGAUGCUUUACUUGAAUGUCAAUGAUAGCAAUUGCACUUAUGACUUACCGACUUUAUUAGGUUUUAUCAUUUUGAGAUACUUAAUACUUGAAUGUCCAUGAUAAUGAUUGCGCUAAUUGAGUUUAUUUGGUUUUGCACAUA
This is a messenger RNA of Cicer arietinum (chickpea), 2352 nucleotides long. RefSeq lists its product as uncharacterized. Lineage: Eukaryota; Viridiplantae; Streptophyta; Magnoliopsida; Fabales; Fabaceae. Gene Ontology annotation, molecular function: 5'-nucleotidase activity. The record is from RefSeq and is a predicted model, not a curated record.